Erinaceus europaeus (western European hedgehog) is the source of this 2321-nucleotide messenger RNA. It is a transcript of the gene LSG1, whose product is annotated as large 60S subunit nuclear export GTPase 1. Bases 61 to 2043 code for a protein of 660 amino acids. The transcript has 14 exons. Gene Ontology annotation, molecular function: GTPase activity; GTP binding. Gene Ontology annotation, cellular component: cytosol. NCBI's taxonomy places the organism in Eukaryota, Metazoa, Chordata, Mammalia, Eulipotyphla, Erinaceidae. Gene Ontology annotation, biological process: ribosomal subunit export from nucleus. The record is from RefSeq and is a predicted model, not a curated record.
GUGCUCUCGUGCCGGAAGUCGCGUGUGUGCGGCCGGGCCUGUGUGCGGUGCUGUGGCGGCAUGGGCCGCAGGAGAACCCCGGGCUCUGGGUCCCUCGGCCGGGCCCUGAUUCGCCACCAGACUCAGCUGAGCCGUAGCCGCCGUCACACCGACUCCUGGCUACACACAAGUGAACUCAACGAUGGCUAUGACUGGGGUCGUCUUAAUCUUCAGUCAGUGACUGAGCAGAGCUCCCUUGAUGACUUCCUUGCAACUGCAGAGCUAGCGGGAACAGAAUUUGUAGCUGAGAAGCUUAAUAUCAAGUUUGUACAUCCUGGGGUUGGGACUGGACUGCUGUCUUUGGAGGAGAGCCAGAGAAUUAGUCAACUCCAUGAAGAAAACAAACAGUUCUUGUGUAUACCAAGGAGGCCAAAAUGGGACAAAAAUACUAGCCCAGAAGCGCUCAGACAGGCAGAGAAAGAUAACUUCCUAGAAUGGAGACGUCAGCUUGUCAGGCUAGAAGAGGACCAAAAGCUGAUAUUAACUCCAUUUGAAAGAAAUUUGGACUUUUGGCGCCAGCUCUGGAGGGUGAUUGAAAGAAGUGAUAUUGUGGUCCAGAUAGUAGAUGCCCGGAACCCGCUUCUGUUUCGAUGUGAAGAUUUGGAAUGUUAUGUAAAAGAAAUAGCUGGUGAUAAGGAGAAUGUCAUCCUGAUAAAUAAAGCAGACUUGCUGACUGCCGAGCAGCGAAGUGCCUGGGCCACAUACUUUGAAAAAGAAGGUGUGAAGGUUAUUUUCUGGUCAGCCUUGGCUGAAACCAUUCAACUGGCUGAUGACCCUAAGGAACAGAUCAGUGGAAAUGCUGGAGAAGCCAGCACAGCUGAAUGUGAAGACUCCAGCUGCGACGAGGCUGAACUUCCACUUGAUAAAACUGAGUAUCGCCAAGGUGGAGAUUCUUGCUCACUCAGUGAAGCUGCCUCUGGUAGUGAAGAUGACAGUGAGUAUGAAGACUGUCAGGAGGAGGGAGAGGAGGAGGACUGGCAAACAUGUUCAGAAGAUGACAGCACCCCUGAUAAAGAGGCCUGUGACCAGGACUGGGAAGAGAGCAGUACUGUUGAUUCUGAGUCUCGGGUCCAGAAGACCCCACAAAAGAGACAGAUACACAAUUUUAGCCACUUGGUAACAAAGCAGGAGUUACUGGAAGUCUUUAAGAAUUUACACACUGGGAAGAAGGCAAAAGACGGACAACUUACUGUUGGAUUGGUGGGCUACCCAAAUGUUGGUAAGAGUUCAACCAUCAACACCAUCAUGGGCAAUAAGAAAGUAUCUGUGUCUGCCACGCCUGGCCACACCAAGCAUUUUCAGACUCUCUAUGUAGAACCUGGCCUCUGCUUAUGUGACUGCCCGGGCCUGGUGAUGCCAUCCUUCGUCUCCACCAAGGCAGAGAUGACUUGCAAUGGAAUCCUCCCCAUUGACCAGAUGAGAGAUCAUGUCCCACCUAUAUCACUAGUUUGCCAGAAUAUUCCCAGACAUGUUUUAGAGUCUACCUAUGGCAUUAAUAUUAUAAAGCCCAGAGAGGAUGAAGAUCCCAAUCGACCUCCAACAUCAGAGGAACUGUUGACAGCUUAUGGAUAUAUGCGAGGAUUCAUGACAGCACAUGGACAGCCAGACCAACCUCGAUCUGCACGCUAUAUCCUGAAGGAUUAUGUCAGCGGCAAACUGCUAUACUGUCAUCCUCCUCCUGGAAGUGAUCCUAUGACUUUUCAGUAUCAAUACCAACGAUUCCUCGAGAACAAAAUGACAAGUGAGGAAAUGAAAAUGCAGCCAGGAAGAAAUAAGAAAGCAAAACAGAUUGAAAAUGUAGUUGACAAAGCUUUUUUCCAUCAGGAAAAUGUGAGAGCUUUGACAAAAGGAGUCCAGGCUGUGAUGGGUUAUAAGCCUGGCAGUGGCCUGGUGACAACAGCCACCAUGAGUGCUGAGAGCAGGGCUGGGAAGCCCUGGAAAAAACAUGGCAAUAGAAAUAAAAAAGAGAAAAGUCGAAGACUGUACAAACACCUGGACACAUAAACUUGACCUGCACCAGGAUUGACAUCUGUCUGCACGGCAGAAGUGGCUCUGUGGCUGUGGUGCUACAGAACACACCCGAUCUGGUGGGUGUCGAGACUGAGGUUUUCUGGAAGCACUGGUUGACUAAGGCAGUUAUCUUGGGGUCCAGAAGCCUGCCCCUGCACAAGAUGAGGAAUGAAUGGUAUUAUGAGUGUUUGUGUAAAUAUAUACACAAAUGUAUACUAAUUUGUAAGCUGGAAAUUUUUUUGACAAGAGAAUAAAAUUUCCAAAAGCACAUA